UUCCAUAAUCGAAACGUAAGAGAACGUCCAUAAAUUUAUAAUAUAAGCUUAGAUUCCGUCUCCGGUCCGUGACCGUGUAUGAUGAGUUUCUUUAGCAAAUUGAAAAUGUCGAAGUCAGGAAAUAGCAAGGAAACAGAAUCUUCUCUGUAUGAGCUCGUUAACCAAAUGGGGUACCCGAAGGAUGUGGCCGAGAGUGAGUUGAAAAAAUGCAACAACGACCUGUCUCUAGCGAAGAAACGACUAGUUGAAAAGUACGGAAAUAGUUCGUCAUCCAUGCCCCCUGCUUACAGCAACGAACCACCACCGCCAUACAGCGAGAAGGCAACAGAGCCUGUGGCCUCAUCUAACGUCCUGCUUUACGUAAAACAAGAAAAAACAGAUCUACUAAAGGAUCUCCAGACGUCGUUUCCACAACAGGAAGAAAGGUGUUGCUCGUGUUUUGACAUAAUAUGCCCAGAUCCUGAUGAAGGUUUCACAGGAGAAAGCGUUUGGCAAGGACAGAAGGCCUAUCACACAGAGUGCUAUCUUAAAAACAAAGGGCCCCGAUGUGAGCAUUGCUGCUUUGCCUUAAUUGCCUUUCCCAGCAAAGGCCUGUCUGGCAGAUGGGGAAUAUACUCUGGCAAGAAGUACCACGAAGAAUGUUACACCCUUUACGCUGGACCAAGAUGCAGCAGUUGCUGUGAUGUCAUUGCCCCAAACCCAGACGAAGGGUACAGUGGUAGAUGCCAGGAAGACAACAACAAGCUCUAUCAUGAGGAGUGUUUUACAAAGAAGAAUUUGGCUGAAUACAAAGCAAAGUAUUCAUGAUUUCAAUAGCUUACAUAAUUGAAGCUGAAAAAUGUGAUUUUUUUAUAUUUCUACACCAUGUGGUAUCCACUCAGGUUUUAAGGAUUUAAAAAUUACCAGCAGUUAUAACAUAGCUGAGAACUAGACUUGACAUGUACAUAAAGCAUUUGUAAAUAAAUUAUUCCACAAGAAUUUUGGACAUUUAGAGUGAUUUUCAUUAACACGUGAACUACACUUUAGCGUAUUACACUUUGUGAUCCAAUUCCAUUGUUCUCUUUUGUGUUUUCUUGACUAUUACACUUUGACUAUCCCACUUUAUUUCAUGGGUUAAUGAAAACCACUCUAUAUAUAACCAAACAUAUGUAAACAGCCAUAUAUGUGUUUAGAGAAUGUUUAUUUUUUUCCCAACUAAUCAGUGAGAAGUUUGGUGCUGAAAUAGUUCAGGCCAUUAAAAAUCCAUGUCAGAACAACAAAUACUUGAAUUUAUGUUAAAAUAACCAAUUCUCAAGUGUAAGAACAUGUAUAUAAACAGCUUAAAUACUAUUUUAUAUUCCUCUUCUUCUAACCUAAACUUGCUCAAUUUUGUAGAUAUAGACAAAUAAAAAGUGGCUCCACUCCAAAAAGUAUUCUUUAUUGUAUUUCAAUUAAGUGAUACAAUUAUAUAAAAUCAAAAAUCCAUUAUUUCUUUUCAUUGUAGGCAGAUCUUUUCAAAAUUCCUUUCCUUUUGGCAUAUCAAAAUUUUAUUUCAUUAAAAAUAUUAUGCACUCAAUUCUUAUUGCUGUACAUUUCAUUUCAUGUCACCCUAAAAAAAGGUCUAUGGCAUACUUUUUACAAGCUUGUUGAACUCCAAUGGAAUAGGAAGUAGCUAGAUUUCCAUUAAUUUCAAUUUCAUUACUGUGAAAGUUAAAGCAGCAUUGUCACCAGUUUACUUUUGGUUGAUUUUGUAACAAUCUUCAAUGACUUUUAAUGGGAAACACAGAAAACAUUUCAAAAUUGUAAAAGCAGCAGUCUAUUGUCUAUUUAGAGAGGAUGGUCUGUUAAAUAGCGUGGAUUCUAAUAGAUUAUUUUGUCAGAUGAGGUUUCUCACAGCCCUCUGGAAGUAAACUGGUGACAAUGUGGCUUUACAUCUACAUCUGUGGCCUAAGAAGUUACAACAAUCUUCUACUGUGUUUGUAAUUCUCAAUAGAACAUUGAUAAUGACAAGGGACAAAUAUUGCAUCAUCAAUUAUUAUUACAAAUAUUAUAUAAUACCCAAAAAGUCAGUUGUUAUACAUCAAAUAUUGGUAUAUCAAGGUUAAACUGUUUUCCCACCCAGAUGUACGGUAUCUGCACAGUUGUUGUCAAACUUCAAUAAAAAUUCCGUACCUAG
Messenger RNA from Nematostella vectensis (starlet sea anemone), 2155 nucleotides. RefSeq lists its product as uncharacterized. Lineage: Eukaryota; Metazoa; Cnidaria; Anthozoa; Actiniaria; Edwardsiidae. The transcript has 2 exons. The record is from RefSeq and is a predicted model, not a curated record. The coding region runs from base 79 to 807 and encodes 242 amino acids.